Danio rerio (zebrafish) is the source of this 662-nucleotide messenger RNA. It is a transcript of the gene fabp7b, whose product is annotated as fatty acid binding protein 7, brain, b. Gene Ontology annotation, molecular function: lipid binding. Lineage: Eukaryota; Metazoa; Chordata; Actinopteri; Cypriniformes; Danionidae. The record is from RefSeq and is marked provisional.
AGCUACAUUUUUACAAGGCAUUGUACAUUAAGUUUGUUUAUCACAGUUUUGAUUCAGAAAAUGGUGGAUGCUUUUUGUGGCACGUGGAAGCUGGUCAGCAGUGACAACUUUGAUGAGUAUAUGAAAUCCCUAGGUAUUGGGUUUGCAACAAGACAAGUUGGAAAUGUGACCAAACCGACGCUCGUCAUCUCGAAGGAGGGAGAAAAGGUGGUCAUAAAAACACAGAGUACCUUCAAGAACACCGAGAUCUCAUUCACACUGGGUGAAGAGUUUGAGGAAACCACUGCUGAUGACCGACACUGCAAAUCCACUGUGCUGCUCAAAGGAAACCAGCUCGUCCAUGUGCAAAAGUGGGAUGGGAAAGAGACCACUUUUAUCCGAGAGAUCAAGGACGGGAAGAUGGUGAUGAAACUCACCUUUGGGGACGUGGAGGCUCUUCGCACCUAUGAAAAAGCAUAGGCUUUGGGAAUACUAUCAGGUGUCGCUGUUCUUCUUUCUGGCCAGAAACAGACAGUCAUGAUGUGCUCUGAAAGCAAAACCUUGAACUUUAUUCAUCCAACUCAUUGAAAGAAUGGACUUUAAAUAUUUUUGUUUUUUAAUUAUUAUUAUUUUUAUUUGUACAAUAGCUACAUAUAGUCUGCUAGUUUGUAUAAUAAAGAACC